Molecule: messenger RNA, 916 nt
Organism: Orcinus orca (killer whale)
Lineage: Eukaryota; Metazoa; Chordata; Mammalia; Artiodactyla; Delphinidae
Gene: TIMM17B
Product: translocase of inner mitochondrial membrane 17B
Exons: 6
Coding region: 114-632 (172 amino acids)
Biological process (GO): protein import into mitochondrial matrix
Cellular component (GO): TIM23 mitochondrial import inner membrane translocase complex; mitochondrial inner membrane
Molecular function (GO): transmembrane protein transporter activity
Source: RefSeq, a predicted model, not a curated record
CGACCCAAUCAUUGCCCUGGAAUAGGUGGAAAGCUCGAACGCCUGUGUGCAUUUACGGUGGGGGCGUGGCCCGCCCACGGUUUAGUCAGACUGCGCGGCCGGACGCCGGCGCCAUGGAGGAGUACGCUCGGGAGCCUUGCCCAUGGCGAAUUGUGGAUGAUUGCGGUGGCGCCUUCACUAUGGGUGUUAUCGGCGGUGGAGUCUUCCAGGCCAUUAAGGGCUUCCGCAAUGCCCCUGUCGGAAUUCGGCACCGAAUGAGAGGCAGUGUCAACGCUGUGAGGAUCCGAGCCCCUCAGAUUGGAGGUAGCUUCGCAGUGUGGGGGGGCCUGUUCUCCACCAUCGACUGCGGUCUGGUGCGGCUGCGGGGCAAGGAAGAUCCCUGGAACUCCAUCACCAGUGGAGCAUUGACCGGGGCUGUGCUGGCUGCCCGCAGUGGCCCAUUGGCCAUGGUGGGCUCAGCAAUGAUGGGAGGCAUUCUGUUGGCCCUCAUCGAGGGUGUUGGCAUCCUCCUCACUCGCUACACUGCCCAGCAGUUCCGCAAUGCACCCCCAUUCCUGGAGGACCCCAGCCAGCUGCCCCCUAAGGAGGGUACCCCAGCCCCAGGCUACCCCAGCUAUCAGCAAUACCACUGAGGAAGUGACCGCCUGUCAUCGCCACCGUGGGAGCUCCUCCUUGGUUCCCUCCGCGAUGAUCUACCUCGAAGGGAGGGCUGGCUCCCGGUUGGCCCUGGGACCCUCCAGAGAGGGCCUCUACUCUGUUCCCUUAUCCCAGGUUGGGGGUGGGGCACCCCAGCUGCCCUGAUGGGUGGGUCCCUUCUCUCUCAGGCACCCCAGCCCCCACUCAUAUGUAACAAGCUCUCACCCCAGUCCCUUUGCAUGGCGCCCUGAUCAGUAUUUAAAGCCAGUUUUGAAAUGCC